AGACGAACGCAAGGAACGACAUCAUCACCACUUUCGUGUCAUAAACUUCAAAAGGUUCACGAAGUGAUCACAAUCGCACCUUCAACGACAAGCCAAACCAAGAAAUCGAAAAAGCAUUCAAUCAUGGCUAAAGAUUGGAACUUUCGUCAGAUCGCGGCCGAAUUCUUGGCCACCACCCUGUUCGUCUGGUGCGGAACCGGUGCCGCCGUGUCUUCGAACAGAUGGAGCGAGGCGGGAACAAACGACCCUGCGUAAGUGAAAUAAAGCACUGCACCAUUGCGAUUGGUUUCGCAGCAAAGCGUUGUUCGCACAAAACUGAAGACGCGGGUGGAUUCGGUUCGAUGUCACGUUCUGCCAUUGUCCUUUGUGCAUUCUCUGGUCGCAUUCGUUUCGUUUUCGACACCCAACUCACUUUGAUAAGACCGUUACUCUUCCGUUUGUGCCGCUUUUCUGCAUAACGAAUCGAAUAACAAACACCCCGAAAUAGUGCACUCGUAAGUAACGAUUCCGACAGAGGAUUGAUUGCUGAUGCUUUCCUGUGUUGUUUUGAAUCAACAAUGGAUGGAGAAACUAAUCGACGAGGACCCGACCAAACUGUUCUCCCUUCAAAAUCUUACCUAUUUCUUUCUCUUGUGCUUCUAUUCGGCCGUCCCAUACUCGUUGUAGAUUACCAUUGCCAUUGGCUUCGGUUUUGCCAUUUCCGUCCUCGCGUACGGCAUCGGCCACAUUUCCGGAGGCCACAUCAACCCCGCCGUGACCUUGGCAUUCGUAGCCCUCGGAGAACAGAGCAUCGUGAGCGGUCUCCUUUACAUGAUUGCCCAGUUCGCCGGCGCCUUUAUGGGAUCGCUCAUUCUUUGGGGCUGUACCUUCUCCCUCACCGACAUUUGCAAGACCGUCGAUUCGAUGGUAACCGGUGUGUGCAGGAACUCUGUCAGUCCCGACGGAUCCUACGGUCCGCCCUUUGGACUCGGUCUCAACUCCGUCGGCCCACGGGUCAACACGGGUGCCGCCUUUCUCCUAGAAAUUGUCGGAACCUACCUCCUGGUCAUCACCGUCAUGAAUUCUGCCGUUCACAAGAAGUCUGGCGCCGGCAACGCCGCUCCCAUCGCCAUCGGUUGGUCCGUCAUGCUCGCCCACAUCGUCCUCAUUCCCUACACCGGAUGCGGAAUCAACCCCGCUCGUUCCUUCGGACCCAUGAUGGUCGAUAGCAUUGGAGGGCUCGCCGGAAAGGUUUGGGUCCGUGGAUGGUGGGUGUACUACACCGCCCCAUUCGUCGGGUAAGUUUUUUCGUGCGGCGAAGCAAAUGGUCAACACAAAACGAAGCAGGAUUCGAAGUCUUUUUCUUGUGCUGUCAUUGAUGUUUUGCCUUAUAUCUAAUCUGUUGCAUAUUGGAUCUCUUGAUAAUUCAACCACAGGAGUUUGCUUGCAGCCUUUACCUACAAAUUUAUUUUCGAGGAACCCGAGGAGAAAGCAGAAGAGCCCGAAACCAAGAAGGACGAAGAAAACGUCGAUGCCUAAGGGAAUCACUGUUUUCGUUGUCUCUUUGGUUACGAAAAGCACAGCAGUAUUUUGAUUCAAUUUAUAUAUGUCGCCAACACAUGUAGUCGGGCAGCCUUGGUAAUGGAAAGCGAACUGAAUGGAAAUCAUUCGCUAAUCCAGUCGAGAGAAAUCGUGCGCCCGGCCUUAAGCAACUACUAGAUGUCCUGUUUAAUUCAAUUCAAAUUG
Pseudo-nitzschia multistriata is the source of this 1725-nucleotide messenger RNA. NCBI's taxonomy places the organism in Eukaryota, Bacillariophyta, Bacillariophyceae, Bacillariales, Bacillariaceae. The record is from the annotation of a GenBank genome assembly.